UAGAAACGUUUGUGUCUCUGUAGCUGAACAUGAACACUAAGCUUCACCCCUUCAAAAUAAGAGUAGAAACGUUUGUGUCUCUGUAGCUGAACAUGAACACUGAGCUUCACCCCUUCAAAAUAAGAGUAGAAACGUUUGUCUCUGUAGCUGAACAUGAACAUUGAGCUUCACCCCUUCAAAAUAAGAGUAGAAACGUUUGUGUCUCUGCAGCUGAACAUGAACGCUGAGCUUCACCCCUUCAAAAUAAGAGUAGAAACGUUUGUGUCUCUCAGGGAGACCGAGAGUUUCGGGAUAAGAUCACUCCCAUCUCCGUGGUGAUGGAGUACAGUCUGGACUACCAACGGGCCGCAGACCAAACCGGACUACUGCCCAUCCUCGAUGUGUCGGCUCCGUCCAACGUCACCAAGCAGGCCCACAUCCUGUUGGACUGUGGAGACGAUAACAUCUGUAAACCUGACCUGAAGUUGUCUGUGACGAGCGACCGCGAGCAGAUCUACUUCGGCGACGACAACGCUCUGACUCUGGAGAUCAGCGCUGAGAACCAGGGAGAGGGAGCCUACGAGGCCGAGCUGCACGUCUUCCCUCCACCGCAGGCCGACUUCACCGCAGUCAUCCGCAGUCAGACCCUCAACAGGUUGUCCUGUGCUUACAAGAAGGAGAACCAGACCAAGAUGGUGGUGUGUGACCUGGGAAACCCCAUGAAGGGAGGAACCAAGGUGCUGGCGGAGUUGCGGUUCAGCGUGCACCAGCUGUCGGAGGAGGACACCUCGGUGAAGUUUGACGUGCAGAUGGUCAGCUCAAAUCAGUUCGACAACACGAGUCCUCGAGUGUCCAGCAUCACUAAACUGGCUGUUCUAGCUCGAGUCUCUAUCAGAGGGUAACACACACACACACACGCACGCGCACACACACACACACACGCGCACACAUACAUACACACACACAG
Anarrhichthys ocellatus (wolf-eel) is the source of this 946-nucleotide messenger RNA. Its product is annotated as integrin alpha-V-like. Gene Ontology annotation, molecular function: integrin binding. Lineage: Eukaryota; Metazoa; Chordata; Actinopteri; Perciformes; Anarhichadidae. Bases 318 to 881 code for a protein of 187 amino acids. The transcript has 6 exons. Gene Ontology annotation, biological process: angiogenesis; cell-cell adhesion; cell adhesion mediated by integrin. The record is from RefSeq and is a predicted model, not a curated record. Gene Ontology annotation, cellular component: external side of plasma membrane; integrin complex.